GUCAUGUGUGAAACGAGGAGGAAGACAUUAGGCCAAGAGAAAUGGCGACUUCGUGAAAUGUCGUGAGGGGUGACUGGAAUGGACACGACCCAGUUGUGAUAUUUUCCUAAUUGGAUUAAAAAUAUAUUCAUUUUGGAUAUAUGUGAAUAAACAAAAACAAGUUAUAUUCAAAAAUGGCGGCAAAUAUGUAUCGAGUAGGAGAUUAUGUCUUCUUUGAAACCGCAUCAACUGCACCUUACCAGAUUAGAAGGAUAGAAGAAUUGAAUAAGACACCAAAUGGCAAUGUUGAAGCAAAGGUUAUGUGUUUUUAUAGAAGAAGGGACAUAUCAAGUUCACUAACACUUCUUGCUGAUAAGCACCAAAUUUUUGCAGACGGCACAUUAGACGAUGAGACAGAAAAGGAAGAACAAGACAGUGAGGUCUCGGACAAACAGCGACACCAGCUUAAACACCGGGAGCUCUUCUUGUCUCGACAAGUGGAAACCUUGCCAGCUACACACAUACGGGGGAAAUGUACAGUCACUUUACUCAACGAAACCGAGUCCAUGACAUCCUACUUGGACAGAGAGGAUAUGUUCUUUUAUUCGUUGGUCUAUGAUCCACAGCAGAAGACUUUACUAGCAGACAAAGGAGAAAUCAGAGUGGGACCUAAAUACCAGUGUGAUAUUCAACCAUUAUUAAAAGAUGGUGAAACAGAUGGCCGAAAGAUGGAGGAGUUAGAGAAAUUAAUAUGGGACCCAGAAUGUAAACUUUCAGAUAAAAAUAUAGACCAGUUUCUUGUUAUAGCAAGAUCUGUAGGAACAUUUGCACGUGCACUGGACUGCACAAGUACAGUACGUCAACCUAGUCUUCAUAUGAGUUCUGCUGCAGCAAGUAGAGAUAUAACACUGUUCAAUGCAAUGCACACACUACAUGGUAGUAGUUAUGAUAUAGGGAAAGCUAUAGGUAGUCUAGUGCCACCUGGUGGACCAGUCUUGUGUCGGGACGAGAUGGAAGAAUGGUCAGCAUCAGAAGCAAACCUAUUUGAGGAAGCGUUAGACAAAUAUGGCAAAGAUUUCAAUGAUAUUAGACAAGACUUUUUACCAUGGAAAUCCUUAAAAAGUAUUAUUGAGUAUUAUUAUAUGUGGAAGACAACAGAUAGAUAUGUUCAACAGAAAAGAAUCAAAGCGGCUGAGGCAGAGAGCAAGUUGAAGCAAGUCUACAUUCCCAACUACAACAAGCCUAAUCCAGCAGCUAUCAAUGGUAAAAUGAAUGGAAUAGAUGGUCAGGUGUCGGGGAGGGCAUGUGAAAGCUGCUAUGCUGCCCAUUCAACUCAGUGGUAUGCAUGGGGACCAACUCACAUGCAGUGUAGAUUGUGUUCAUCUUGUUGGAUCUACUGGAAAAAGUAUGGUGGAUUAAAAAUGCCAACUCGGCUUGAUGGAGAAAGGCCCCCUCCUGCCCAGAGACAAGAGAGGGUAGCACACAACAAUCUUUUAAGAUUACAUCGAUGUACAAUCACUGGUUGUGGAAAGGAAUUCCGAUUAAAAGCCCAUUUGGCACGACAUUUAGCAACUGCCCAUGGACUUGCAAUAAGAGCGGGCAGUCCACGUCCUGUCAUGAAAACACGAGCAGCAUUCUGUUUGGUGACGACGCCACUAACCCGAAUCUCCAGAUAUUUAUGUAAUGAUCUUCUCCGACCACGACAUGCAGCACGAUCUCCAUUUAUACCAAUAAACAUCACCACAAUAAAGACAGAAUGCCAAUCAAGAUUGACGGACAGGGGAGGUAAUUUUAAGUUGCCAAAGCACAUGUCAACAAGGAGUCGGAUACAACCAAUAGUUAAACGACUUGGAAUAGAUGUCACCCAGGAAAAACCAGCUAUCUUAGAAAGACCUGAUGGUCCUGCAAAACAACCAGAAAAACUGUUCUUUCCUCCACUUUCACCUUCAAAACAAAAACCGUUGGAUGUUGUGAACAAGUCCCCUAAUCAAGGACCUUCAAUCAUGAAGAAAAGAGGUUAUGAAAACACCAAUGGAAUGGAUUCAGGUCCUCCUGCAAAGAGGCCCAGUAUGGGAGUAAUAAGACAACAAGCCAGCCUUGCCAUGAGACCACAAAUUCGUGGUAAUUUGAUGACCCACAGUAUGAAUGGCCGUGGGAAGAUGUUAUCCAAAGGUUUUCGCAUGCAUAUGAUCAGCUGGAUAGAUGCGCCCGAUGAUGUAUAUUUCAUGGCCACGUCAGCAACUAAGAAAUUGCGUAAACAGCUUCACACUCAUGAGUUUAAGAGGGCUGCACGUAAUCCAUGGAGAAGUCUCAGUGUUAAACCUCAACUUGGUGAAGAUAUUGUUGUACUGGAAUGAGACAAAAAAAGGAAAACUAAUGAAAACAAAUAAAGGGAGAUAACUUACCAAAAAUCAGGAAUAUUGUGUGACAAUUGAGAAUCAAUGAAAACCAUUUAUAUUUACUCUACACCAAACUGUGCAUCAUACUCGCAUCUAUUCAAAGGGGGAGUAAAUUGUGUAAAUGAAGAGCACAAAGUAAUUAAUGAAAAUCACCUGGUAAAGAUUAAAUUUAGGUUAACUUAUUGGAUAUGAAAUGUUUAUUUACAGUCAUUGUAGACCAAUGAAUUGGAUAUACUGUUAUGAAAAUCAAAAAAAAAGGUGUUAUGAUAGACCUUCAUAUUUUUUCUAUAUUUGAUACAUUUCCAUAUUUAUUGUUUAACUGGAACUAUGAGUUAUAUUUUGUACAGGAGUUGAUUACUUCAUCGCAGAUGGAAUGUUAGUACAAACUGUUAUUAAAAACCAACUGAGUUGUAAAUCGUCGUUGACUGUGUGAACCUGUCCUGGUAGAAAUUCAAUUCAGGUCUAAAAUUGGACAAUAAACAUAAGAAUACCUGAUCUGUGUGUGGUAUGAUAUUCAAGGUAUUGCACGCUGUCGGGGGGGUACAUUGUAAAUACUAAUUAUGUAUAUAAAACAGUUUUAGAGAUACUGGAGUAAAUGUGUGUGAAACAUAUUGAUACUGCAUGACUGAAUACUUUGUGUGAGUAUUAAAUAUUAGCAACAGUGGCGGGCAAGUGGUAACACAUUCAUAACAUUCAUCCUUACUAUAUGAUCAUUUUAUGUCACGGUUUUUCCAGAUUCAUGCAAAUUUUCAUGGAAAUUUUAUUUUAAAGUAAAAUAUUGUGAAGUAAUAAAAAAAGAAGCAAUUUACACAUUACAAAUUGCACACACAACCCGUGUAAAUUACCAAAAUGAGGUCAACAUAUUUUUUUUAAAUAGCAUUUACUGCCUAACGCAGUAAAAUGAGAAAUACUUAACAAUCGAUCAUUAUUUGCAUACAACAUGUGAAUUAUUAUUUAAAUCUUUAAUCUGUUUGAUUUUCCUUAAAUAUUAGUAUAUUUUCCCCAGGUUUUAUUUUAUUGAACUAUAUGUCUCAUCUGGAGGCAUUCAGCUUUAACAUGUGGAAAAAAUACUCUAGAAGGUAUUUGAUAACUCUUGUUUAAUUUCUUGAUACUCUUGUUCAUGAUGUUUUAGUUGUAUUUGUUGCAUGAAAUAAUUGAUGUGUCAAAAUUCUUAUUAAGUAUGUCAAAACUUUAAAGCAAUGAAUUCAUUUAAGACAAACAAGAUUAUAAUAAAAACAAAGAAAAGUAAGAAAUUCAAGUGGUCAUAUAGAAUUUACAUUUGUGCCAGCUGUUAUUUUGUGUCUAUUUUCAUGUCAGAAAUGUUGAUAAAUGAUUCACACUGAA
Messenger RNA from Ruditapes philippinarum (Manila clam), 3722 nucleotides. RefSeq names its product metastasis-associated protein MTA3-like. Gene Ontology annotation, molecular function: histone deacetylase binding; transcription coactivator activity; chromatin binding. The transcript has 19 exons. The coding region runs from base 174 to 2336 and encodes 720 amino acids. The record is from RefSeq and is a predicted model, not a curated record. Lineage: Eukaryota; Metazoa; Mollusca; Bivalvia; Venerida; Veneridae. Gene Ontology annotation, cellular component: NuRD complex; nucleoplasm. Gene Ontology annotation, biological process: negative regulation of transcription by RNA polymerase II.